AUUUUUUUCUUUUGGUACGAGCAAAACAAUAAAUAAGUAGACAAACAAUCUAUAAAAUCGACUCGUAUUUUGAUUGAAAAUUUUUGUGUUGUCAAAAUUUGGAAUAAGAAAGUUUGCGCCAAUAUCAAUUCAAACCCAAAAGUUUGUGAUUAAUUGGUUGCAAGAUUAUGAUCGAAUUUCUGAAAUGCCUAAACGUUUUAAAUCGAAAGAAAUAUCCGAUUUUCAACGCGGCCGAAUCGUCGGUCAAUCUGAAGGUGGUCAAUCACAAAGAGAAAUAGCGACCAACUUGGAGAUACCAUUAUCGACUGUGAAUAAAAUUAUUGUAGAAUUUAAAACAAAAGGAAAAACAUCUACUGAUCCAAGACCGGGAAGGCCAGGACCACCAGAAUGUCUUCUACAAGCAAUAAAAUCAGCUAUCGACACCAAUCCACGUCUUAAAGCUUAUGAAUUGGCCGAUUUAUUUCAGAUCAGUCCACGAUCAGUUCAAAAUCAUCUUCAUCGCUUGGGCUAUAAAGGCUGUACUGUUCGACGAAAAUACGUGCCUGUAACAUUAAAAAAUAAAAAGAAAUCAAAUAAUCAAGAUCAACUCCUGCUGGAACAAUCACCAGAACCUAAUAUGACUGACGAUACUGAUGGUCAAUUUGUAAAUGAUGAACAUUGCAAAGUUGAACAACCGGACCGACAAUCGAACAUUGUCGGAACAAUUUCAUAUCCAGAACAAAUACAAACAUCCGAAACGAAUACUUGAUUUUAUUAGUGUUUUAAUUAGAUUUUAUUAAUUUUAUUAAAUAGAAAUGGGAGUUAUUUUAUUUGAUA
Molecule: messenger RNA, 816 nt
Organism: Dermatophagoides pteronyssinus (European house dust mite)
Lineage: Eukaryota; Metazoa; Arthropoda; Arachnida; Sarcoptiformes; Pyroglyphidae
Source: RefSeq, a predicted model, not a curated record